AUGUAUAAUCCCACUACCGGCUCCAGCCUCUCCACCCUCGACACCCCCUCCAUGCUGGUCGACCUCGACCUAAUGGAAGCCAACAUCACCAACCUCUUCACCACCCUCCUCCCAACAGGCCGCAGCAUCCGCCCCCACCUCAAAACCACAAAAAGCGCCAUCCUCGCCCGGCGCCUCGUCGCCGCUGGCGCAAAGGGGUGCUGCGUCGCCAAAGUCUCCGAAGCCGAAGCCAUCACCGCAGCCGGCUUCGACGAUAUCCUGAUCACCUGUGAGAUUGUCGGGAAGCCCAAGGUCGCGCGGCUUGUGGAGUUAUUCAAGAAACAUCGCGCGGUCAGGAUUGUCGUGGAUAGCGAGGUUGGGGCGUCUGGAAUUGAGAACGCGCUGGCGGAAUCGGGGAUUGAAGGGAGGAUUGAUGUUCUGGUGGAUUUGGAUGUUGGGUUGAAUCGUACCGGUGUGGCUCCCGGGGCGGCGCUGGCGCUUGCGAAGCAUAUCGCUACUCUUCCGCAUCUGCGUUUGAUCGGGGUUCAGGGGUAUGAAGGGCAUUUGCAGCAUCUUCAUGAUCGGGACGACCGGCGGGCGCAGUGUCUUGAGUCGAUGCGGAUUCUUACGAGUACUGCGGAGAAGCUACGCAACGCGGGGUUCAAUAUCGAGGUUGUUACGACGGGGGGGACAGGGACGGCGGAGUUCUGCGCGACAGUUCCUGGAGUUACGGAGCUGCAGCCCGGCUCGUUCAUUUUCAUGGAUACGGACUACCGGAAUGCAGUGGGGUCGUUCUAUUCGAAUAGUUUGACGAUUCUGGCUACGGUUGUUAGUCGGCAGGGCGAGCGGAAGGUUACGAUUGAUGCUGGGUUGAAGUCUCUCACCACGGAUAGUGGGUUGGCGGAGUGUAAGGAUCGGAGGUAUAAGCAUGAGAAUCUGGGUGAUGAGCAUGGGGCGUUGACUUGGGAGGAGGGGACUCCUGCGUUGAGUGUUGGUGACAGGGUUGAGAUGGUUCCCAGCCAUAUUGACCCGACUAUCAACCUGCAUGACUUUUACUAUGCUCAUCGGAAGGGUGUUAUUGAGGAGAUCUGGCCGGUUGAUUCGAGGGGACGGGUGCAGUAG
Messenger RNA from Aspergillus puulaauensis, 1101 nucleotides. RefSeq names its product DSD1 family PLP-dependent enzyme. Lineage: Eukaryota; Fungi; Ascomycota; Eurotiomycetes; Eurotiales; Aspergillaceae. The coding region runs from base 1 to 1101 and encodes 366 amino acids. Gene Ontology annotation, biological process: D-serine catabolic process. The record is from RefSeq and is a predicted model, not a curated record. Gene Ontology annotation, molecular function: D-serine ammonia-lyase activity. The transcript has a single exon.